GGAUAUCUGUCCCAUCCUGAAGGACCCAGCCGCUCUCAAAGCAGUGAUCGACCUGUUUGAAGAACAUGUAAGGAAGAAUCACCAGCACGUUGAACUGAUCAUAGGUUUAGAUGCUCGUGGUUUCCUGUUUGGUCCUCUGCUUGCUCAGCGACUGGGUGUUGGCUUUGUCCUGGUCAGAAAGAAAGGCAAACUGCCUGGGAGCACUGUUUCUGUGGCCUACGAUUUGGAGUAUGGCAAGGCAGAAGCCGAGAUCCAGGAAGACGCAGUGGCUCCAGGACAGAAAGUUCUUCUCAUUGAUGACCUCCUGGCUACUGGAGGGACACUGUAUGCAGCCUGUGAGUUAAUGAAGAAGCAGCAGGCUGAGGUUCUUGGCUGCAUGGUGGUCAUCGAGCUCAAAGAGCUGAAAGGCAUCGACAAACUGAAGUCCCACAGUGUGUUCUCGCUGGUUCAGUACUGACGACUGCAGCUGCCACACGGGAAACCAGUCAAACAUUGGUUUUAAAACCAGCCAGCUGCUUCCCAAGUGUCAUCAGCCCCAAACGAGGACCCUGUUCAGCUCAAGCACACAUUUCAAUCACUUACUGUUUUGCAAUUUUAAUUGGCACUAAAAUAUUAAAUGUUUUUGUCACUCAUUUA
Molecule: messenger RNA, 636 nt
Organism: Perca fluviatilis (European perch)
Lineage: Eukaryota; Metazoa; Chordata; Actinopteri; Perciformes; Percidae
Gene: aprt
Product: adenine phosphoribosyltransferase
Biological process (GO): adenine salvage; AMP salvage
Cellular component (GO): cytoplasm
Molecular function (GO): AMP binding; adenine binding; adenine phosphoribosyltransferase activity
Source: RefSeq, a predicted model, not a curated record